UGAGAAGGACCCAAUGCCAACUGGUUCCUUAAGGACUUCUACUGCAGCAAUUAAUUUCAGCUCAUCUCUUUGUGAAUAAGAAGAAAGAAAUGAAAUACUUGAUUUUUUCUACAGUCUUAGUUUUCUUCUCUUUCAUUCAUACUGCUUUUCAGACACUUGACAAUGAAAUAUUGUUAAUAUACAAUGAGGAUACUAAGCUCUGUUUAACUGCUCAGAGUUCUCAUGCAGUGACCACAGCUUCUUGCAAGAAAAACACAGAGUUACAAAAAUUCAGGUGGGUGUCUGCUCACCAGGUGAUGAGCGUGGCAUUUGCACAAUGUUUGGGAGUGCCCUACAAGCAAAAGCAGGCUAAAAUUUCUUUGUACCCAUGCAACAAUAAGAGUGAAUUCCAGAAAUGGGAGUGUAGAAAUGCGACCUUGGCAAUCCAAGGGGAAGAUUUAUUUCUCAGUGCUGGCAAAAGAAAAGAUGACAAUAUCGUGCUGAACACAGGAUCAGCGAUGAUGAAUAAAUGGAAGAUCUAUGGAACCAUGGAUGAUUUGUGUUCUCGAGGCCAUGGAGAUCUGUUCACAUUGUUAGGAAAUGCCAACGGAGCUGCGUGUGUCUUCCCCUUCCAGCUGAGCAGUAAAUGGUAUGCUGGGUGCACAGCUGCCGGCAGGUCGGACGGCUUGCUCUGGUGUGCAACAACUCCUGACUUCGAUGUUGACCAUUUGUAUGGGUUCUGUCCAACUGGCAACAAUGACAGAUUUUGGAGCACAGAUCCUUUGACAGGAACCUACUACCAGAUAAACUACCAGUCAGCUCUCACGUGGCACCAAGCAAGGAAGAGCUGCCAGCAGCAGAACGCAGAAUUAUUAAGUGUCACAGAGAUACAUGAACAAAUGUAUCUAAGAGAUUUGAUUGACAGCAAGAGAUCCUCUCUCUGGAUUGGGCUUAACAGUCUGAAUCUCAAGAGUGGCUGGCAGUGGAGCGGUGGCAUUCCCUUCAGAUACUUUAACUGGGCACCAGGAAGCCCUGAGCCUGAGCCUGAGAAACUCUGUGUAGUACUAAAUCCCAGAAGAGAUGCUAAAUGGGAAAACCAGCCAUGUGAGCUGAAAGUUGGCUAUAUCUGUAAAAAAGAAAACUCCACGCUGGAUCCUUUCAUUCUUCCAUCAGAGCCUGUUAAAUGCCCAGAAGGAUGGUUGCCCUAUGGAGAUCACUGUUUCAUGGUUCAUAGAGACCCCAGAGUAUGGAGAGAAGCCCUAAUUUCCUGCAAUGAGAGCAAUGGCAAUCUGGCCAGUAUCCACAACCCUGAGGAGCAUAGCUUCAUACUGUCUCAGCUUGGCUACAAAGCUGUGGAUGAGCUGUGGAUUGGUCUGAAUGACCUCAACACUCAAAUGUACUUUGAGUGGAGUGAUGGGACUCCUGUGACAUAUACCAAAUGGUUGCCUGGAGAACCAACCCAUGCAAUCAAUGGGCAAGAAGAUUGUGUCAUUAUGGCAGGAGAGGAUGGAUACUGGGCAGACAGUGCCUGUGAUAGAAAGUUAGGUUACAUCUGCAGAAGAGACCCACUACAAGGAGUUUCUGGGACAGCAAAGACUGAUCCUGCCUGCCUGAAGGGCUGGGAAAGACAUGGUUUCUACUGCUACCUGGUUGGCCAUACCUCUGUAACUUUUUCAGAAGCAAAGAAAACCUGUGAAAGGAGCAGUGGUUAUUUAACAAGUAUAAGAGACAGAUACGAGCAAGCCUACCUGACCAGCCUCGUUGGCCUGAGCUCUGAGAAGUAUUUUUGGAUUGGUCUCUCAGACACAGAAGAGCAAGGGAUGUUCAAGUGGGUGACUGGUGAAGGUGUUCUGUACACAAACUGGAACGCGGCAAUGCCUGGGAAUGAAGCUGGUUGUGUUGCCCUAAGGACUGGAAAUGCAGCUGGACUAUGGGAUGUUCAGAACUGUGAAGUAAAGGCAAAAUUUCUCUGCAAAAAACUAGCUGAAAAAAUCACUCUUCCUCUUGCUCCUGAAACUGUUUCUGAUUCCAAAUGUCCCUUGGGUUGGGAUACAAGCAAUAGCACUAAUUCAUGCUUUAGAGCUUUUGUGAGAGAAGAAAACCAAAAGAAAACAUGGCUUGAAGCCCGAGAUUUCUGCAGAGAAAUAGGAGGAGAUCUGGCUGCCAUUAGAAGUGAAGAAGAGCAAACAGUGAUAGAAAACUUAAUAAUAAAAAAAUCCCCAUCAUCUCAGCCUUUCUGGAUAGGUUUGCAGUGUCUGGAUCCUGAUGGUGGGCUUUCCUGGAGUGAUGGAUCACCGGUGAAUUAUAAGAAAAAUGGUUAUUUUUACAAUACUGCGUUUGAAUAUUGUGGAGCAAUCAGUGAAGAGUCUUCCAUGUCAUGGAUUAAGGUGCACUGUGAAUACAGUCAUAACUGGAUUUGUGAAAUAAAGAAAGGGACACCUUUGAAACCAGAACCUCAAGGUCCUUCUGCUGUGUACGAAGUCACAGAAGAUGGCUGGAUUAUAAAAGGAGACAAACAAUAUUUUUUCAGCACAGAAAAGACCUCUAUGGAAAAAGCCAGAACAUUUUGCAAAAACAAUCAUGGAGAUCUUGCUACUAUUGGAAGUAAUAGUGAAAGAAAAUUUUUGUGGAAAUGUAUCUUAAAAAAUGGCAAAUUGAAGUCAUAUCUCAUAGGAUUAAUUCAGAAUGCUGAUCAACAGUUUAGUUGGAUGGAUGGAAGCCCGGUGCACUAUGCAGCUUGGGCACAGGGUGAGCCCAACUUUGCAGAUGCUCAAGAAAAUUGUGUGGUCCUAAACAAAAAUGAUGGCUUGUGGAAUGAUGUCAGCUGUGGUUUUUCAAAUGGCUAUAUCUGUGAGAGGCACAGAAGUUUUAUAAAUGCAACACUUCCUUCAGCAGUACCUUCACCUCCUGGAGGAUGUCCUGAAGAUUGGCUUUUAUUUAAAAAUCAGUGUUACAAAUUUUUUGGCUCUUCCUAUGAAUACUGGCAUACUGCAAGAAGAAAUUGUAUGAGCCUUGGAGGAAACCUGGCGAGCAUACAUAAUGAACAAGUACAAGCUUUUCUCACUUACCAUUUGAAGGAUGUUUCCAAUGAUCCCUGGAUUGGCUUGAAUGAUAUACUCAGGGAACUCAACUUUGUUUGGACUGAUGGAAGUGCUGUCUCCUAUACAAAUUGGGCUCCAGAUUCCCCAAAACUUGUAGAACCCGUUUUGUAUCCCAGUCUACAUCCAGAAGACGGCCACAAUCUGCAACAGUUUGAUUGUGUUUCUCUGAAGAGAGGUCAUGCUGAUGACACAGGAAAAUGGAACAAUGAGGAGUGUUAUAAGUCCACAGGGUAUAUAUGCCAGAAGAAUAGUGAUCCUGAACUCUUUAACUCAUCAGCAACAGUGCUGGACUUCGCUUUGUACCAUUCUGGUGGCAUUAGCUAUUCUGUCACCCCUUCCAAAAUGAAUUGGGAGGAAGCACAGAAAAACUGCAAUAACAAUGCCUCAGAACUUGCCAGCAUUUUAGACCCAUAUAGCCAGGCACUGUUGUUCUUACUUGCACAGGAAUAUGGAGAGCCUCUGUGGAUUGGUCUUAACAGCAACGCGACCAAUGGCAAGUAUCAAUGGAUUGACAGAUGGAGAUUAGUUUACAGCAAGUGGUCCAGCGGGGAACCAAAACAGACAUUAGCAUGUGUCUACCUAGAUACUGAUGGCACCUGGAAGACAGCUUCUUGCAUGGAAAAACUCUUUUCUGUCUGUAAAAAAUCAGAUGUAAAGGCCCCUACUGAGCCCCCGCAACUUCCUGGAAAAUGCCCUGAAACAAGAGGACACAAAUCUUGGAUACCUUUCCAUCGUCACUGCUAUUACUUUGAGGCCUCCAGGAAAAGAAGCUGGUCUCAAGCUCAUCAGGAAUGUGCCCGACUAGCUGCUAAUUUGGUAUCAGUAGGAGACUAUACUGAAGCAAACUUUCUGUCAGACACCAUUAAGAUACUCCAUGGAAAAUCACCGAACUUUUGGAUAGGGCUAAAGAAAAAUGACAGAGGACAAUGGGUAUGGACAGACAAAUCUGCAAUGGAUUUUGUCAACUGGCAAAUGGGAGAACCUUCAAACAAAAGGCAUAAAGAGUGUGGAGAAGUAUAUGCUUUGUCUGGCUACUGGAACACCAAUGUCUGUUCUUUCAAAAAAGGAUAUAUCUGUAAAAAAACAAAAACUCCUGAAAACACAGAGGUGUCAACAGAAAAUACAGAAGGGAAAAUGGAGAAAGUACUUUCCGCCAGCAUCAUUUGGCUGUUCGUUCUUCUAGCCCUUACUAUAGUUGGAGCUGGAAGUAUAAUUUAUUUCUACUUGAGGAGGAAAAGACAAAACCUGCUACAUAUCUCAACCAGAAUGAGUGGACCAGAAGCAACGGUGGAUAUCCUAGAAAAAGAUGAACAUACCGACAUGUAGUCUGACAAAAUGCCCAUAUGUUCCAACUAACAAAAACCAGCCUAUGAAUCGGUGAAAUCUUAUGCCAGCUUUGCAUUUUCCUACCCAGAUAAUAGUCUCCUCCCUUCACAAAUAUAAAGUUCAUGGAUUUAUAUAAAUACACACUCAUAUAUACUCCCUCCAAAAUUCCCUCCAAAGUGUUAUGGAGUUUCUUUUGUUUCCUUUGGGGAGUACACAGAUAUAUUUUUCACAUAAAUGAGCAUGGCUGAAAAGCUGGCUCCAGAGGUGUUACAGGAAAACUCUGACAGAUAUUUACUACCUGAAAUCAUUUUAUUUAACUCAAUGUAGAAAUUCUCCUUUAUACACAGGGGAAAUCAUUACUCAUAUCUUUACAUUAUUUUUUCCUGCUGUAUUACUUCAGUGUUAUCUACACUAUGAUAGGAAACACUGCUCAUUUCAGAUUUUCAGCUUCACAGUUUAUGAUACUAUCUUUUUAUUCAUUUAAAACCUGUUACAAUACCUGCAUCUGUGAAUUAAAUAUUAUUUCCUUACCAAAAAAUAGAUGGAAAGAUGGAAAAAAAUUGAAGAGACUCCUUUAUUCCUACUUCUAGUCUGAAUUUCAGGAAUAAUUAUGCCAUUUCCUACAGUCUUGCACUUUUCUAUUAUUCUAUAAACAUCAACAUUUUUCUGCCAGGUUCAAAUUAAUAAUAAAAAUACAACAGUAGAUGACCUUUCCAUUGGGUUUUAUUUCAGUACUAAUGCUUUCAGUAUGCAGAGAUGCCCCUUUUUAAAUCCAAGCAUGUAUAAUAAAUGGCUAUCUUAUACUGCAUUAUAUAACUCUCUGGUUUAGAGAAAUCAAAUCACUGAUGUACUUUUUGAAAAUAAAUUCUUCCAUUUUUUGUUGUAA
Aquila chrysaetos chrysaetos is the source of this 5292-nucleotide messenger RNA. RefSeq names its product macrophage mannose receptor 1-like. The record is from RefSeq and is a predicted model, not a curated record. Gene Ontology annotation, molecular function: signaling receptor activity. Lineage: Eukaryota; Metazoa; Chordata; Aves; Accipitriformes; Accipitridae. The transcript is spliced from 30 exons. Bases 90 to 4406 code for a protein of 1438 amino acids. Gene Ontology annotation, cellular component: plasma membrane. Gene Ontology annotation, biological process: receptor-mediated endocytosis.